UUAAGUAUUUAGGUAUUCACACAAUUAUCAUUCAUCAUCAUACUAUGGUCAUAAAACUGUUCUGAUAGCAAUUUACCUUCAUUGCUUUUCUGAAACAUACAUUAUCAACUGUAAAAUAAAAAGUCUACACGUAAUGCAUUACGCACAUGUUCAGUCUGCUGACAACACACGUAGUAAGAUUUUUAAAUACUCCUAUUAUAUGAAGUACAUAUGUAUGACAAAGAUUACAAUUGUUAUAUUUCUUAUUUCUAAAAUAUGAAUUAUCAAGUACGAUGGAUAUUUAUCGCAGCAUUUCUUGACUUAUUCGCUGUUAGCCUAAUAUUACCAUCUCUGUCAGCACAUUUGAAAACUUUACAAGCAUCAUACUUGAUGAUCGGAAUGAUGACUUCUAUCUAUGCUGCGACACAAUUAUUAAGUGGACCAAUAAUUGGAAGUUGGAGUGAUAAGAUUGGACGUCAAAAAAUAUUUAUAAUAAGCUAUUUCAUUGUUGGAUGUUGUUAUCCUAUUAUAGGAAUAUUGAAAUCAUUAUAUCUUAUUUUAUUCCUUCGUGCAAUAAUGGGAAUAUUCAAACAUGGUCAAGUUUUAUUACGCACAAUGAUUACUGAUCAAACACCAAUUAAACAACAACCAUUAUUAUUUGGUCGAUUAAAAUCAGUAGCAGGAAUCAGUUUUACAAUAGGUCCUGCAAUUGGAGGUCAUAUAGCUGAACUUGAUAGAGGAUUCUUUUACAUAUCAUGCUGUACAGGAGCUUUAUUAGUGAUUAAUAGUGUGAUUGGAUACAUAUAUUUUAGAGAUUUACCACGCAUUAAUUCAAUCGAUCAAUCAGAAACAAAAUCAGAUUCUGUAGGAAUCAUUGAUGCAAUUAAAAAUUUAAUGAAUAUUAAAUGGUUAAUGUUUGGUGAAAUUUUUCUUUUAAAAUUUAUGUUAGAUAUGUCAACAGGCAUUUAUCAUUCGAAUUACAAUCUUAAAAUUCAAGAAAAAUUUGAUUUAUCUCCUAAACUCUCCGGAUAUACAAUAGCAUUCCAGAGUCUUGUUGGAGUAUUGACAGGCAUUUUUGUAGAAGAUAUAAAUAACAAAUUAUAUAAAAAUGAUGAAAAUUAUUGUAAACGUAAUUUACAUGGAUUUUUAUUUAUGUCAAUUGCAUACCUGGGAAUAUAUUUUGCAAGUCAUUUAAGUGUUUUUUUGUUUUGGACUGUAAUAUUAAAAACAAGUCACAUGUUCCUUCGAAUUAUAUUAACUGAUAUGUUAAUGAGAAAGUGCCCUACGAAUCAUACAGGAUCGGUGACAGGUACAGCUAACAGUGUUUCUAAUUUAGCAAGGCUUGUAACACCUUUGUUAGCUGGAUUAGUUGAAGAUAUGUGGGAAAAGAAUAGUACAAAUUUUCUGGCAGCUGUAAUUUCUACUAUUGGAGUUGGUAUUUCUUUUUCGAUUAAAUCCACAGAUUUGAGAAAAAAUCAAUAGAAAAAUUAUGACAUUUCUAUAAGAUAAAUUAUUAAUAAUAUAAAAAAUUUAACUUGGUGAGAUAAAUUUUU
Molecule: messenger RNA, 1532 nt
Organism: Chelonus insularis
Lineage: Eukaryota; Metazoa; Arthropoda; Insecta; Hymenoptera; Braconidae
Product: major facilitator superfamily domain-containing protein 9-like
Exons: 5
Coding region: 256-1461 (401 amino acids)
Biological process (GO): transmembrane transport
Molecular function (GO): transmembrane transporter activity
Source: RefSeq, a predicted model, not a curated record